Molecule: messenger RNA, 1624 nt
Organism: Galeopterus variegatus (Sunda flying lemur)
Lineage: Eukaryota; Metazoa; Chordata; Mammalia; Dermoptera; Cynocephalidae
Gene: INHBE
Product: inhibin, beta E
Exons: 2
Coding region: 221-1276 (351 amino acids)
Biological process (GO): BMP signaling pathway; SMAD protein signal transduction
Cellular component (GO): extracellular region
Molecular function (GO): hormone activity; growth factor activity; cytokine activity
Source: RefSeq, a predicted model, not a curated record
AUAAGCUGUGAGGGUCAAACACAGCUACCCAUCGGAUGAUCCACUUUAAACCUUCCUGAGUCCCAAGCAAUAGAAGACAGGUGGCCCUACCUUUGGUUAAGGGUAGGUGUGGCACUGGUGUCUGCUGCUGCUGUGGCCUCAUUGGCCUCCACACAAUCAAACUCAACAGACAGAGCAACUGCCAUCCGAGGCUCCUGACCCAGAACCACCCACCAGGAGUAUGGGGCUCCCUGAUGUCCAGCUCUGGCUGGUGCUGCUGUGGGCACUGGUGUGGGCACAGGGAACAGGAUCUGUAUGUCCCUCCUGUGGGGAUCCCACACUGGCACCCCAAGAAGAACGAGCUGUGGUCCUGGAGCUAGCCAAGCAGCAAAUCCUGGAAGGGUUGCACCUUACCAGUCGUCCCAGAUCAACUCAUCCUCCACCCCAGGCAGCACUGACCAGAGCCCUCCGGAGACUACAACUGGGGAAUGCAGCUUCAGGGAAUGGGGAGGAGGUCAUCAGCUUUGCUACCAUCACAGACUCCUCCACUUCAACCUGCAGCUCUAUGCUCACUUUCCACUUGUCCAUUCCUCAGUCCCACCACCUGUACCACGCCCGCCUUUGGCUGCACGUGCUCCCCACCCUUCCUUACACUCUCUACUUGAGGAUCUUCCAAUGGGGCCCAAAGAGAAGGCACCGAGGGUCCCGUGCCCUCCUGGCUGAGCACCUAGUGACUACCCGGGGCUGGCAUGCCUUGACUCUGCCCUCUAGUGGCCUGAGGGGUGAUGAGUCUGGUGUCCUGAAACUCCAAUUGGACUGCAGACUUCUAGAAGUCAAUAGCACAGUUGCUGGACAACCAAGGCGGCUCCUGGACACAGCAGGACACCAGCAGCCCUUCCUGGAGCUUAAGAUCCGGGCCAAAGAACCUGGAGCAGGCCGGGCCAGAAGGAGGACCCCCACUUGUGAGCCUGAGACCCCCUUAUGUUGUAGGCGAGACCAUUAUGUAGACUUCCAGGAACUGGGAUGGCGGGACUGGAUCCUGCAGCCCGAGGGGUACCAGCUGAACUACUGCAGUGGACAGUGCCCCCCCCACCUGGCCGGCAGCCCAGGCAUUGCUGCCUCCUUCCAUUCUGCUGUCUUCAGCCUCCUCAAAGCCAACAAUCCUUGGCCCGUGGGUACUUCUUGCUGUGUCCCCACUGCCCGAAGAUCUCUCUCUCUUCUCUACCUCGACCAUAAUGGCAAUGUGGUCAAGACAGAUGUGCCAGACAUGGUGGUGGAGGCCUGUGGCUGCAGCUAGCAAGUGGACCUAGGGGUUUGAAGUGAAGAGGUCAAGUUGGGGGUUCCCAGGCAAAGGGUAUCUGGGGCUGGAGGCAUCAGAUUCUUGAUCCACACCCCCACCCAACAGGCCACUUGGCAAUAUGACUGGGUUGACAAGUAGGGGACCCAAAUGGGCUCCUUCUUGUUCCAGACUCUGGCCUAUUCCAGACUGGUUGAUGUAUGGGGAGAUGGGUAAAGUGUUUCCUCUAAAGGGGUCUACCCAGAAAGCAUGAUUUCCUACUCUAAGCCCUGUGAGAGGAUGGCAAAGGCUAAUGAGGGAGGGAGGGAAGAAGGCAGAGAAAAAUUACUUAGUCUCUUCCAAGAAGAG